This is a messenger RNA of Ornithodoros turicata, 837 nucleotides long. RefSeq lists its product as uncharacterized. Bases 1 to 837 code for a protein of 278 amino acids. The record is from RefSeq and is a predicted model, not a curated record. Lineage: Eukaryota; Metazoa; Arthropoda; Arachnida; Ixodida; Argasidae. The transcript is spliced from 2 exons.
AUGUCCCCUUCCCCAGCGCGUGCCAACCAUUCUGUGUGUACCACUGCUCCUUCGGUGCUCAAGCUCGCAAUUGCCAACCGCCGUGUUCCUGGCCGGGAAACCUUCCUGGGGAGCGCUAAAGGCGGCGAGCGCCUGUUCUUCGUCGCCGACUUAGCAGCUCGUCGGUGCUUCCUUGUGGAUAGUAGUGCAGAGAUUAGUAUCCUCCCGGCCAGCAAGGCGAACAAGUGCAACUUCCCGAUUUACCACCUGACCGCUGUCAACAACACCAGCAUUCCCGUUUACGGAGAUCAGUCAGUGACACUAAACCUCGGCCUACGUCAUUCCUUCCCCUGGAUAUUCAAAAUUGCAGCCGUUGACCAGGCUAUUAUCGGAGCAGAUUUUCUGCAGCAUUUUGGUGUGCUCUAUGAUCCACCUGAUUGGACGAAGCCCGUUCGCCACGACGUCGUCCAUUAUAUCAACGCAUCGGGGCCUCUGGUGCACUUCAAGCUGCGUCGUCUUGCCCGUGAGAAGUGGAAUAUCGCUCGCAGCGAAUUCGACCAUAUGUUGGCUAUUGGGAUCACCCGCCCCUCCUCCAGCAAUUGGGCAUCUUCCCUACAUAUGGUCCCCAAGAAAACCGGAAACUGGCGGCCAUGCGGGGAUUAUCGAGCCUUGAACACUGCUACGAAACCCGACCGCUAUAAGCUGCCCAAUAUACAGGAUUUCACCAUGAACCUCGCCGGGACCAAGUAUUUCAGCAAAAUUGAUCUAACUAAGGCAUACCACCAAAUUCCCGUAGCGCCAGAGGACGUUCCGAAAACAGCCAUUGUGACACCUUUUGGGCUCUUUGAAUUCCUGUGA